This is a messenger RNA of Penicillium angulare, 705 nucleotides long. RefSeq lists its product as uncharacterized. The transcript is spliced from 2 exons. The record is from RefSeq and is a predicted model, not a curated record. Bases 1 to 705 code for a protein of 234 amino acids. Lineage: Eukaryota; Fungi; Ascomycota; Eurotiomycetes; Eurotiales; Aspergillaceae.
AUGGCCACUACCCCCUCAACAUCCCCCAACAGCUCAAACCCCAGCUCUCACAACGACAUCCCCGAAGACAACCUCAUCCUGAUAGACGAAGAAGAAAACGCACUAGAAGAAGGCCUAGCCGGAAACAUCGUCUCAUCUCCAAAGCAUCCCACCCGAAACCUAGAAUACAACGCUAUCAAAACGCACAAUGGCCAACUAUACUCCGGCAUGGCCAUCGGCGGCUCUCACACCUGGAAUUACGAUCAGGGCACAUGGAAGGAAACAAAAGAAGAGCCAGAUCUUUGGCGUAUAGACUACCAGACGAAUAAACGGCGUGCAAGAAAUGCACCGAAGGGAAGUGGAGCACCUGUUGGAACGGAAUAUCACUGGCUCAUCAUAGGACAUCAGCAUGUCCGAAAGGUCGACGCAAACACAUAUGAAACCCAUCUUACCGGCUCGAAGUAUAAACUGGCGCAUAAGUCGGUUUCGGCGGGGACGUGGUCGAUACCUACUGUGCAGGGACAACGAGAGCGAGAGCUGGAAUUAUUGGAUGAUGCGAAGCGGAGAGUGCGGGGCUUGCCGCCUGUAUUGGCGAGUGAGAGGGUUAAGGGGGAGGAGCGGCUUGAGCAAGGGCAGCAGCGAUUGGAUACGUUGUUUGGGAAGGUUCAGAGGGGUUCUGGUGGUGUGGGAGAGUGUGAUGGAUCGAGAAAAAGGAAGAAGGUGUGA